Notothenia coriiceps (black rockcod) is the source of this 981-nucleotide messenger RNA. RefSeq names its product leucine-rich repeat neuronal protein 1-like. The record is from RefSeq and is a predicted model, not a curated record. Gene Ontology annotation, molecular function: protein binding. Lineage: Eukaryota; Metazoa; Chordata; Actinopteri; Perciformes; Nototheniidae. The annotation marks the transcript as partial. Gene Ontology annotation, cellular component: extracellular matrix. The transcript has 5 exons.
GUGAGCUCGAUGGGCCUGUCCACGCUGGGCCGCCUGGUGACUCUGUACCUGGAGGAGAACCUGAUCCAGGAGCUGGAGGACUUCAGUCUGAGGAACCUGUCCAGUCUGGAGGAACUGUACAUCAACCACAACCACAUCUCCUCCAUCGGACCCAAGGCCUUCGCUGGACUCUCCAACCUGCUCAGGCUCCAUCUGAACUCCAACCGCCUCGUGGCCAUCGACAGCCGCUGGUUCGAGUCCCUGCCCUCUCUGGAGAUCCUGAUGAUCGGGGAGAACCCCAUCCUGGGUCUGGAGGAGAAGAACUUCCUGCCUUUGUCCCGCCUCCACAGCCUGGUUCUGGCCGGGAUGGGUCUGGCCUCCGUCCCGUCCGCUGCCUUCCUGGGACUGGACUACCUGGAGAGCCUGUCCUUCUACGACAACAAGCUCAGGUCUGUUCCCCGGGACGCUCUGAGCGUUCUCCCUAACCUGAAGUUUCUGGACCUGAACAGGAACCCCAUCAGCCGGGUCCAGCAGGGAGACUUCCAGAACCUCCUGCACCUGGAGGAGCUCAGUCUGAACAACAUGGACGAGCUGCUGAUUGUGGAGCGAGCGGCUUUCCAGAACAUUCCAGAAAUCGCCAAACUGGAAAUUUGCAGCAACCCCAAACUGUCCUACAUCGACCCGCAGGCCUUCAGUGCCCUGUCCUCCCUGCGGACCCUCCUCCUCCACAGCAACCAGCUGAGUCUCCUCUCCUCCUCCCUCGUCUCCUCCCUCCCCUCCCUAGAGGAGCUCUCCCUCCACACUAACCCCCUGCGGUGCGACUGCCUAUCCUCGUGGGAGACUCACCUGGGGAACCAGUCUCACCUGAAGCUGCUCGACCCCCCCCUCACCCUGUGCUCCUCCCCCCCUCACCUGCUGGGGCGGGAGCUAAAGGAGGUGGUGGUGGGGGGGGGAGGAGAGGGAGAAAGAGACGGAGAAAAUGGAGAUGGAGGGGGAGGGGGG